AGUCGUGCUGGACAUCGGACGUCGAGCACAACGCCGAGUCGUUCCACUUGUUCGCGGGCUCUGACGUUCCGAAAAACAAACGAAAGGGAACGAAUCUUGCAAAAUUUUUCAUUUUCGGGCGUCGCGCGCUGCACGAGUCCCGAAGGAUCACUCGAGUCUUUUUUCAAUUCACUGAAUACCUACGAAGUUUCAAACAGAACGGAGAGAAACAAUCGGGAAAACAAGAAGAACCAGAACUGCGGAGGUUGCAAGUCGAAGAGUCGCGUACGCGGAAGUUUCGUUAAGUAAGGAAAGGGUUGGAAAGUUGCGAGACUUUAGAACAAAGUGGCAUGAGGAAUCGAGGAUCGGUGUAACAAAAGUUGAGGAUAUUCGAUAGAUGGUUUGUUUACAGUGUAGAGUCAGUGAUCUGGCGACCCGUGGCACGGUGAAAACAGUGCUCAUUACCUUCGAUUCAAUCGGCUAAUUCAAACAAUCGAUUCAUCUAUCGCCUGUGGCACGCUAGUGUCUCGUUUAUCCUCGGACCUUGACAACCUCGGAAGACAAUUUGACGGGUCAGAAUGAGACAAAUCACGUGGAAAUCGGUGAACGUGGAAAACCGAGUGUUCGACUGAGGAAUCUUCUCGCGUGUUGAGUGAAAAAAAAAAACAAUUCGUAAGUCUUGUGCGUGGUCUUCUACUGUUUGCUGGGCCUCUGUGGCCGAAAAGGGAACAGAAACAUGACCGAGAACGAGAGACACGUGGAGCCGGAAAUCACCGAUUUGUCGUCAGAUUCUGCGGAACACCGGGUCUCUCUUUACCCUGUUACGAUGGAGAACAAGAGGCACGUCGAGGAGAUUACAGAGUCUGUAGUGCACGAUCCGACCAAGAAAGAGACGCACACGCCGGAGAAUCGAGCUCAGAGAUUACAGCAGACCCAAUCGUUGCCACAGCUGCUACAAUCUACCGACACGCAAGACAGAAAACUGGAGAACCCGAGUGACAACGUUUCGGAGGCAAUUAGUAGUCAAAGGGUGUACAAGAAAUCAUCGCCGAACAAUAAGCUCACUCUUUAUUUGGCGAGCAGAGAUCUGACCGUGAGCGAGGCGAAAAUCGAUAGACUUCAAGGCGUGCUGCUGGUCGAUCCUGACUUUUUGCAGGACAAAAGGGUGUACGGGCAAAUCACGUUGACGUUCCGCUACGGAAGGGAAGACGAGGAAGUAAUGGGACUGAAAUUCUGUAACGAGGCAGUUAUGUGCCUCGCGCAAUUGUACCCGCCAUAUUCCGGCGCUGAUCAACAAGAAACAACCCCGUUGCAGGUUUGUGCGCAAUGA
Molecule: messenger RNA, 1309 nt
Organism: Frieseomelitta varia
Lineage: Eukaryota; Metazoa; Arthropoda; Insecta; Hymenoptera; Apidae
Exons: 6
Coding region: 716-1309 (197 amino acids)
Biological process (GO): G protein-coupled receptor internalization; signal transduction
Cellular component (GO): cytoplasm
Molecular function (GO): G protein-coupled receptor binding
Source: RefSeq, a predicted model, not a curated record